AUGGGAGAAGACGAAGAAAGCGAAAAAAAGAAGAAAAAAAAGAAUGCUUCUAAAUAUAACUACACGUUCGGCGAUAUACAUCCAGGUGUGGUAAUUGGACACAAAACAUGCAAUCCCUUUUUAAAGCCCGGCUAUCCAGUUCCUGCGGGGAUGGGCUGGUUGUGGACUGCUACUGACGUGCCAGGAAUGAAGCCUCGUCGUGGCUGGCAACCGGGAAUUAUUGGUAAGAGUGUUGCCAAAAUAAUGACAUUUAAAUGUGCGAGAGGUGGCCAAGACAAGGAUAAGAGUAAAAAAAAGAAGAAGAAAGGCCAAACUGCGGGAGCUGAUAUGGGGGGAGGGGACUCUGAACCAGAUGAACCGUUAGAACCAAAGCCUACACUUAAAGUACAAAGGAAAGGCGACGUUUUUACAAUACAGGUGAAUCCCUUGAAAGAUCUGACUGAAAUUGGCCCAAACGAAGACCCCUACGUGGACUGCGAUCCUAUGGUUUUUAAGAUUAUAAAAAAACGGAGCCCCGAAGAGCAAGCCAAAGUUGAAGCAAGGAAAAUGGUCAAGUUGAAAAGACAGCGAGACGCCGAGAUCCGGAAAGCCUUAGCUGAAGCAGUGGAAGAUAUUUGCAAAUGUGCUUAUAUGGACGUUUAUUGUAACGAUCUGUCAGCUAUAGAUAAAGUUAUCGACAGCUGUCCAGCUUUUAAAGAACCAGAAUGUGUUUGCCAAGAGGAAUCUCUUAGUUCACUAUCCAGUAAUGCUACAUGGGAUAUUGAAUACACGCCCCCCUUUGGAUGUUUUGAUUUAGCUCCAAGAAAAAGAAAGAAUUAUAUCCACGUAGAAACGCAGUAUACUCCAGCAGAUGCAGGUAUAGUUGAGCCGCCAAAGAUAAGAUGCAAGAGAUCCUGCGCGUCGAUAAAACCGAAAAGGAGAACCAAAAAGAUUUGCUGUUCCCCAUGUUCUUGA
Molecule: messenger RNA, 954 nt
Organism: Danaus chrysippus (African queen)
Lineage: Eukaryota; Metazoa; Arthropoda; Insecta; Lepidoptera; Nymphalidae
Source: the annotation of a GenBank genome assembly